Messenger RNA from Callithrix jacchus (white-tufted-ear marmoset), 1982 nucleotides. The record is from RefSeq and is a predicted model, not a curated record. Lineage: Eukaryota; Metazoa; Chordata; Mammalia; Primates; Cebidae.
CUGCAGCAUUUUAAAAGAGAAUUAGUGGUUUUAAUUAUGGUCGUAGUAUGAAAGGGAACCAUGCAAGCUCCACAGGAGACCUUUGAUCAGACCCUUUUGCUAGUACAAUGCCACGGAACUGUGACUAUUCCUGAAAAAAAAUAUCAAGGCCUGGAAUGGUUCAUUGACUCACAGUUGACAACUAAUGGCAGAGUGGGCCUAGAAGCUGGGCCUCCCUACUGCCAGCCAGAACUCCAGCAUGCUGCCUUCUAUAAUCAGAGGUUGAUCCUUCCACCUCUCCCCAUGAAUCACAGGCCUCCUGUGUUCCUCUCUGCCUUUAGAGAUCAAGAAAUCGCUAAGGGGAUGAGACCAAUGAGAAGCAAGGGGAGGAAGAGUUUACUGAGUUGCUUACUUCUCUCCAGGCAUUAUUUGCUACUGCCAACAACUUCAUUCUUUUCAAGAAUAAAGUGAACUUUCUAGCUUCAAAGAAAAUCUGGCAUGAAUUCUGAGACCACUAUAUGAAAACAGAAGACGACGACAAGACAGUAAUAAGUAUCAAAAAAUCAGAUAAUCAAUGUCCUUCCUGUUAUGACCAGGUCCAUUACAUUGGAUGAAGCUGAAAAACACAGCCUAGAGCUGAAUCACCGGGUUAGUAUCAUGAAGCAAAUGAGCACCUCCAAGAACAGAAUAUUAUCCCUGCCUUUGUAAUUCAUGUAAAAAUCACUGUUUCCUACCUGAUUCCCUACGCUACAGAGUGAUGAGGCACAUUGUGCCACCUAGCAAAGGUGCUACGUAUUCCAUUCCCCUGAGGCAAAUAAAAAAAUCAAACAAGAUAAAAACACCUAGCCUGUGCAAACAUGUCUCAUGCUGAACUUGGACUGCCCUAAUGGCCUGAGCCAGGAGAUAACUGGGAUUAAAAAAGGCUGGGACACACACUGUGGGCUUGGUGAACCUUCUUGAGCUAGUGACGAUGUGUCCAGGACAAGCAGCCCCUUCUCUCAAGGCCUCCUGGUGGCCUUUCUACCACCAGCUGUACCCCAGUAUUAUAAAGAACAAUGGUUUUUUAACUUUUAUUUUAGGUUCCGGAGUAUGUAUGUGGGUUUGUUAUUUGUUAUAUAGGUAAACUUGUGUCACAGGGUUUGUUGUACAGGUUAUUUCAUCACCCAGGUACCAAGCCUGGUUCCCAAUAGUUAUUUUUUUCUGAUCCUCUCCCUCCUCCUAGCCUCCACUAUCAAGUACGCCCCAGUGUCUGUUGUUCCCCUCUUUAUGGCCACAAGUUCUCAUCAUUUAGCUCCCACUUACAAGUGAGAAGAUGCAGUAUUUGGUUUUCUGUUCCUGUGUUAAUUUGUGAAGGAUAAUGGCCUCCAGCUCCAACAUGUUCUGGCAAAGGACAUGAUCUCAUUCUUUUUAUGGCUGCAUAGUAUUCCAUGGUAUACAUGGACCACAUUUUCUUUUUCCUACCUGCCAUUGAUGGGCAUUUUGGUUGAUUUCAUGUCUUUGUUAUUGUGAACAGCACUGUAAUAAACAUUUGCAUGCAUGUGUCUUUAUGGUGGAUUGAUUAAUAUUCCUUUGGGUUUAUAUCCAGUAAUAGAAUUGCAGGGUUGAUUGAUAAGAACAUUGGUUUUUAAAGUUAAAAGAGAAAAAUUAAUCCUUUAAAACAAUACCAGCCAAAUCUCACUAUAGCAAAAUUCCAAGGGACUGUCUUCCAAUUCCAUAAUGUGUACUUGAUAUUGCUGGAAAUAAACAAACUAUAAUCUAAGACAUCUUUUAUGUUAGACUGAGAUUCUUAUUGUAAUGAUUAUUAAAUAGAUUUUGAGAAAUACAUGUAAUAUCAAUAAUACAUGAGUUAAGAAACUUUUAGAACUUAAUUUAAAAAUAAUUAAGGCUGGUGUGGUGGCUCACACCUGUAACUCCAUCACUCUGGGAGGUUGAGGAGGGAGGCUUGCUUUAGGCCAGGAGUUCAGGACCAGCCUAGGCAACGUGGUAAGACCUUGUUUCUACUA